Symbiodinium pilosum is the source of this 717-nucleotide messenger RNA. Lineage: Eukaryota; Dinophyceae; Suessiales; Symbiodiniaceae. The record is from the annotation of a GenBank genome assembly.
GAGGACCAGCCAGAGCAGGUCACAGAGGAGCAGGCCGCUGCUGCUGCAGAGCCCGCGGCCGAAGAGCUGGCAGAGGACGCAGCAUCUGCAGAAGCAGACACAGUGUCAGUCGUUAGCGAUGCUCCACCAGACCACCCGUCUGUCGAGGAGGCCCAACCAGCCCAGGAAGCUGAGGACGAGGAACAGGAGAUCGAGACCGAAAUUGAGGAUGAGGAGGCUGAUGACGAGAUCCCCCCAACAGCCGAAGAAAAGGCCGCAACAGUGGCCCUGCAGGACGAAGAUCCAUUGAAUGCCGAGCCUAAGAGUCUCCCAGAAGAGGAGGACAACAACGUAAAAACUGAGGAGAAGGUGGAGGAGGAGCAAUCAGAAGAAGUAGAAGGGCAGGAAGAAGAAGCGGAUGAGGAGGAGGAAGAGGAAGAGGAGGAAGAGGAAGAGGAGGAGGAAGAGGAGGAGGAGGAAGAACAGGAAGAGGAAGAAGAGGAAGAAGACGACCCAGCUGAUUGCGAGGAGGAAGAACAUGCGACAAAGAGCGCUGAUGAAGCAGAGGGCACAGACCUGCUGAGCGCAGCAGAAAGGUUUGGCCACGAAGAGGAAGAGAUUCCUACGAGAUCCAGAUGGGAGGACCCUGACCCGGACUUUGGCAACAACCGCCGGGAAAAGCGGCGUCAGCGGCGGGAGGCCCGGCGUAGUCUUGCAGUGACUCCUGGGGCCCAAGAG